Lacerta agilis (Sand lizard) is the source of this 1404-nucleotide messenger RNA. RefSeq names its product heat shock transcription factor 2 binding protein (gene HSF2BP). The coding region runs from base 24 to 1049 and encodes 341 amino acids. Lineage: Eukaryota; Metazoa; Chordata; Lepidosauria; Squamata; Lacertidae. Gene Ontology annotation, cellular component: cytosol. The transcript has 8 exons. The record is from RefSeq and is a predicted model, not a curated record.
CUUCGCUGCUGGCUGGGGUUGCUAUGAAGCGCUCGAGCCGAGGCAGCGCGUGCUGCCCGCGGGAGGGAGAGCAGAAAGUGGAGACGCAAGGGGAAUUUGUUAAAGUCAGGAAGAGAGCUUUGGAGAGGCUGACUACUGAAGUGAUGCAGCUACAUGACAUUUUGCCCCAGAUACUGAAUUAUGAUAUCUUGGAGAACUUGCAGAAAUUGGAUGCUGUUGAAACAAUUGUGGAAAGGAAAGAUAUUGAAGUGGAGCAAUUGAGAAUGGAUUGUGAACACUAUAAAGCCCGUUUAGAAGCAGCCCAAGCAGAUUGUAUGAAAGAAAGAAAGGAAAAAUUAACUGUUCGGCAGCAGUUGAAUGAAGCAAAGCAACAAUUAUUGCAGCAAGCUGAAUACUGUACAGAAAUGGGUGCUGCAGUUUGCACGUUGUUGUGGAGUAUCUCUAGCAAUGAAGAAGCAGUUAAAAGUAUUCUAGGAAGUAGUAAAGCUAUAAAGUUUUUUAGCAUUGCUGGACAGACUAUGGAGAGUUUUGUGCGAUCAUUAAGUGAAGAUAUCAAACAGCAAGACAUGGAUUCUGAUGAAAGUCAGUUUGUGUUAGGUUUGGCAGGGAUUGUUACAAAUGUUGCUGCUUUAGCAUGUGGUCGUGAAUUCCUAGUUAAUUCAAAUCAAGUAUUGUUGGACACAAUGAUGCAACUUCUGGGAGACAUGAAGCAAGGAUGCUGCACAAAACUUAAAGUACUGAUGCUGAUGUCCUUAUACAAUGUUAGUAUCAAUGUGAAAGGCUUGAAGUACAUCAGUGAAAGCCCAGGGUUCUUUCCAUUACUCUGGUGGCUCCUGAACGAUCCAGAUCCAGAAGUAUGUCUUCAUGUUCUACGGCUUCUCCAGUCUGUGAUUUUAGAGCCAGAUGUUUUAACCAAGUCAGCUCCUGAAAUACGUGACUCUUUGCCACUUCCACGUAUCCAUAUGCUGUCAAAGAGCCGCAAUGCAGAUCUACAAAUCCUCGCCCGAGAACUGCUUGAGGACCUUAAAAUAUUAGAAAGUGAAAUAUAAAGUUGUGCUCUAUAACAUUGUUAUCUUCUCCAGCAUUUUUUCCCAGUGUUGUAGUAAUUUGUAAAAUUAUGCAUGCAUUUAAAAAAAAGGUUCUUCUUGUAAUUAGAUUUGUGUGUUUGUAUGUGACCAGUGUUUCUUCACAGAAGAAAGGAUACAUCAGAAUUCCCAGGCUAGCCACAUUACAUCAAACCAUCUCACCCAAGCUCACUAGACAUUAUUAUUUCUGCUUUAAACUGUUUGAAGUCAAAGAUUAAAUGGUUUGAAUAAACUGCAGCUGGUUACAUGCAAGUUACAUUUGUCACUUUCAGAUGAUGUUGAAUAACAUGAUGUUGAAUAAAUCUUUUGCUGCUGGAAA